AUGUUGCCAGUGACGCUGGAGGAUUGGCUCGAUGACCUUUGCGUCAGAUUCAUACUCAACGUGCCCAUCGAAGAGCUCAGCACCGUCGAAAGAAUAUGCUUCCUCAUCGAGGAAGCUCACUGGUUCUACGAGGACUUCGCCCGCCCACGUAACUCGAGCCUACCCUCGUUCAGCGACCGAUCCUUCAGCCUGCUCUUGUUCGAGCAUUGCCCACUAUUCGCGCAAUGGAACCGCAAGCAUUACGAAGACGCGUUCGUGGAAUGGAUGACCUACAAGCAGCGCAUCCCUGUCCGGGGUGUGAUAAUGCUCAACGAUCGGAUGGAUGAGAUUGUGCUUGUCAAGGGAUACAAGAAGGGUGCGAGCUGGAGUUUCCCUCGAGGAAAGAUUAACUUGCAAGAGAGUGAUCUGGACUGUGCGAUCAGAGAGGCUUGGGAGGAGACCGGCUUUGAUUUGAACGAGGCAGGUCUUGUGCCUGAGGACCGGAACGUGCAUUCAGUCUCGCAGACGAUGAAGGGCCAACAUCUCAUGUUCUUCGUCUUUCGAGGCGUGUCCAAGGACACAGUGUUCGUUCCACAGACGCGGAAAGAGAUCAGCAGGGUCGAGUGGUUCAAGCUGGAAGAUCUGCCGACUUACGGGAAGAAGGGAAAAGGCCGUGCGGAUGAAGCAGCAAAUGGCGAACAUGACGCGCAGCAGACUGCAAUCAGGUACUACAUGGUGGCGCCAUUCCUAGGUCCGCUAAAGAAGUGGAUUUCGCAGCAGAAGAAAAUGAAGAAUCGGCACAGCUCGAAUCUGGCCGUAGCCCCGAUGGUCGCUAGCGAGUCCGAGUUGGAAGCUUCGCCCGGCAGACCGCAGUCGCAGCGACCGCUCACUGGCACCGAUCUGGCUGAAGUCGAUUCAGGCCUGCAGCAGCCAGGGUCGUCGACAGCGUUCGGCGGUUCGUACAUUGAUCAGUCAGAGCCGGUAGCAGCACAUAUGCCUCAGGUUGAUGUUGGGAAGUCUAAUGCGCUGCUGUCGCUUCUGCGGAAUGGGCCGCCUGCUGAGAUGCGGGCAUCGCCUCAGACACCGCUUGAGAGACAGGCCUUCCCGGCGUCAUCUGCCACUCAAAUUCCUAGGGGUGGGCAGCAGAACACUGGACUGCCAAUGUCACCACCACCUCACCUCCAGAUGCAGCCACAGGUGUCGUUCGGAGCGCCCCCCGACUCUUCAGAUGCUCAGACAGCAUUCAGAAAGCCCGACCCUUUCUCGAAUCCAAGCUUCUCCGCCAUCUCGAGGCAGCCCGCACCGAGACCACAGACCGCAUUUCCCAAUCAAGGCCAUGCUCACCCACAAAGCAGUGCAUUGCCUCGAGCGGAUUUUGCACCUUCCCGGGAAGCAAGCCUUCUGACAGAUUCCAAGCCUCUACUUGACAACCACCGACAGUCACUACUUGGCGCCUUCAGGAGCCCCAGUCUGUCAACUCCGAUCAUUUCACCACCCCUACCGACCAUGCCUGGAUCAAGCUCUCACCAACAAGCCCUGUUGAAUGCUUUCAAAAGCCCCAUAGGCGCUGCUUCGCCGCCUUUGCCAACAAUGCCAGGAUCAAAUCCUCAACAGCAGUCGCUGCUCAAUGCUUUCAGGAGUCCAAAUUUUGAUGCGCCGCCUCAGCAGGUGGUGACCGGACCCGAUGCUAAGCCAGACACUCACCGCGAUUCGUUGCUUGCUGCCUUCCGGAGACCGUCAAUGAGCCCUUCGGCAGCAGCUCAGACUGCGCGAUCGCCUCCAAAGCCAGCCUCGACCGACCUGCUCUCACAGCUUUUGCCUGGGUCGAAGACCGUGGAUCCAUCCCUUCCGACGAAAGCAGCACCUAUGACAUAUGCGCAGAUGGCUGCACCGAAUGGCAUCAAUGGACAUCAACCGAAAGCAGCCGUUCCCAUUCAACGUAAGAUAGACCAGCCAGUUGAGCUCUCUACCGGUCCAGUCGAGCACAAGCCUUUUGUGUCACCUGGACAGCGAGUUCGCGAGCCAGCCACCAAGACAUCAAUCCCUACACUCAAAGAAGGCGAAACCUCUGCCAUAGUUGGUGGACCUUUAGACCAGCCCGACUUCGACGCCGUGUCGCGUAACAAGCAGCGAGAAGUGGGAAGCAACGAGCUGGGCCGAAGUCCACUCACAAGCCACCGCAAGUUGUUCGAUCCGAAGGAGCAGGCGCAGCAACCAGUUAAGAUCCUGGCACGACCAAAGACUCCUAAGGGUAGCAAGACGCAGACACAAUCACAGCAGGGUGCAAAUGUGAGGAUGGCAUCGCCCCGCAGGACUCCUAAGACGAGCAAGAAGGAGAAGGAAAAGGAGCCUGUAAAGGCCCCAUUCCAGCCGACUAUCCUGCGGCGGCCGAAAGAAGACGAAAAUGUCACGCCCGUGCCCGUGGAAAAGGCGUUAUUCGACACACCACGCAAGGACCUAGCGGUCGAGGAAGAAAAGGAAACCGCAAUGUCUGUUCCAAGCUUGCCUCCGCAGCCUGUAGAAACGGAACAGCACAAGAAAGCACUCCUACAGCUCUUUGGCGGCGGCAGUGCUUCUAGCAGCAUCCUACCGCCAAGGGGGCCGUCAGCACAAUCUUCUCGUGUUGUGUCGCCACUUUCGACGAGUCAAGUGCUGAGCCCGAAGGAGGAUGUGCCCAUAUCAGCGGUCGAUCCGAUCUCGACGCGUAGUCGGAUGAGUUCGAUGAUUUCUGUGGAAGGCGCAGCCUCAGGCUCUGGGAUUGCGAUGGCGGCAUCUGGCCAGCAAGGAUACCAACAGCAGCAGAAGAGGACGACGGCGCCGGAGAACAAGAGCUUCCUGCUGAACUACUUGGGGAGGAUGGCUAGUGGUAGUGGUCCUUGA
This is a messenger RNA of Cyphellophora attinorum, 2859 nucleotides long. RefSeq names its product mRNA decapping complex subunit 2. Bases 1 to 2859 code for a protein of 952 amino acids. Gene Ontology annotation, biological process: nuclear-transcribed mRNA catabolic process, nonsense-mediated decay; deadenylation-dependent decapping of nuclear-transcribed mRNA. NCBI's taxonomy places the organism in Eukaryota, Fungi, Ascomycota, Eurotiomycetes, Chaetothyriales, Cyphellophoraceae. Gene Ontology annotation, cellular component: cytoplasm; P-body. Gene Ontology annotation, molecular function: manganese ion binding; 5'-(N(7)-methylguanosine 5'-triphospho)-[mRNA] hydrolase activity; RNA binding. The record is from RefSeq and is a predicted model, not a curated record. The transcript is spliced from 2 exons.